CCGGGCCCAGGGGCGCGGGCCGGGCGGACUCCGGGGCUCGCAGACUCGCGGCCCGCGUGCCAUGAGCCUCCGCGCCGGAGGCGGCAGCAGCGGGCGCCGGGCUGGAUCCCGCGUAGCGAGGCGGCCGGGCGGAUCCAGCGCAGCCGGGAGGCCGGGCAGAUGCCAGGCGGCGCGGCGGCGGUCAGCAGGUGGCGAACCCACGGCCAGGCUUCCGUGGCAAGCAGCCCUAGAGGAAUGGCCGUCCUGUCCCUGCGAGCCCCUGGGCCCUGGCAGGCGAUCCAGGUGGGAUGCUAUGGAAUAUGAUGAGAAGCUGGCCCGGUUCCGGCAGGCCCACCUCAACCCCUUCAACAAGCAGUCUGGGCCGAGACAGCAUGAGCAGGGCCCUGGGGAGGAGGCCCCGGACGUCACUCCUGAAGAGGCCCUGCCUGAGCUGCCCCCUGGGGAGCCGGAGUUCCGCUGCCCUGAACGCGUGAUGGAUCUCGGCCUGUCUGAGGACCACUUCUCCCGCCCUGUGGGUCUGUUCCUGGCCUCUGACGUCCAGCAGCUGCAGCAGGCGAUCGAGGAGUGCAAGCAGGUGAUUCUGGAGCUUCCCGAGCAGUCGGAGAAGCAGAAGGAUGCCGUGGUGCGACUCAUCCACCUCCGGCUGAAGCUCCAGGAGCUGAAGGACCCCAAUGAGGAUGAGCCAAACAUCCAAGUGCUCCUUGAGCACCGCUUCUACAAGGAGAAGAGCAAGAGCGUCAAGCAGACCUGUGACAAGUGUAACACCAUCAUCUGGGGGCUCAUUCAGACCUGGUACACCUGCACAGGGUGUUAUUACCGCUGUCACAGCAAGUGCUUGAACCUCAUCUCCAAGCCCUGUGUGAGCUCCAAAGUCAGCCACCAAGCUGAAUACGAACUGAACAUCUGCCCUGAGACAGGGCUGGACAGCCAGGAUUACCGCUGUGCCGAGUGCCGGGCGCCCAUCUCUCUGCGGGGUGUGCCCAGUGAGGCCAGGCAGUGCGACUACACCGGCCAGUACUACUGCAGCCAUUGCCACUGGAAUGACCUGGCUGUCAUCCCUGCACGCGUCGUACACAACUGGGACUUUGAGCCUCGAAAGGUUUCUCGCUGCAGCAUGCGUUACCUGGCGCUGAUGGUGUCUCGGCCCGUGCUCAGGCUCCGGGAGAUCAACCCUCUGCUGUUCAGCUAUGUGGAGGAGCUGGUGGAGAUUCGCAAGCUGCGCCAGGACAUCCUGCUCAUGAAGCCGUACUUCAUCACUUGCAGGGAGGCCAUGGAGGCUCGUCUGUUGCUGCAGCUCCAGGAUCGGCAGCAUUUUGUGGAGAACGACGAGAUGUACUCUGUCCAGGACCUCCUGGACGUGCAUGCCGGCCGCCUGGGCUGCUCACUCACCGAGAUCCACACGCUCUUCGCCAAGCACAUCAAGCUGGACUGUGAGCGGUGCCAGGCCAAGGGCUUCGUGUGUGAGCUCUGCAGAGAGGGCGAUGUGCUGUUCCCGUUCGACAGCCACACGUCUGUGUGCGCUGACUGCUCCGCUGUCUUCCACAGGGACUGCUACUACGACAACUCUACCACGUGUCCCAAGUGUGCCCGGCUCAGCCUGAGGAAGCAGUCGCUCUUCCAGGAGCCAGGUCCUGACGUGGAGGCCUAGCGCUGAGGAACAGUGCUGGGCACCCCACCUGGCCCGCCAGGACCCACCCUGCCAACGUCAAGUUGUUCGUUCUGCUCUGGAGACCCCUGGGGUGCGGCCCUGGACCCCUCCACCCCUGCUGGGCCAGAGUGGUGGGCAGUGUCAAGGCCCGCUGUCUCCCAGGUGCUUGCUGGGACUCGGGGCGGCCGCACCUGGCUGUCACCUGGGUGUGCUGCUGUGAGGGGUCCUUGCGUGGCCCCCAUCCUUCCCCCAAUGCAGAACUCCAUGGGCAGGGAGUUGGGGGGACAUCUCAUCUCCCCCAUGGCACAGAGCCCUCCACACCCCUGGACCAGGGCAUCCGGGCCCUAGAGAUUCCACAGCUCCUGUCCUGGCCACCCUGGAAACUCAUCAGGCCAAGACCCCGAGAGAGCUUCAGAGGAGUGUUGAGUAACACCUGAGGAUGCAGCUGCACACACUCAGCCAAGGGCCGAGUCUCACCUGCAGUGGGGUUUCGGCUCUGCCUGGGGGCUCCAUCCCUUUCAGCCACUCGUCGCCUUGGGGAUUUCUGGUUGUCCCCAGCUGGGGCUGUUCACAGUUGUCACCUGCAGACCUGCCUCUCCCUGGCCUGAGGUUCAAAGGCCUCAUUGGGUGGUCAGUCCAGUGGGGUCACUUGUUGUUUCUGUACAACAGCAGGGAAGGGGCCAUGGAGCUUUUCCCUGCUGGGUGCUCCUGCUUUGGCCCAGCCCACCUGUCCUGGUGCUCCAAGCUAGGAGGCUGUGGCCCCUGCCUGAGGAGGGUGUCCUGGUCUCCAGGUGUGGAGCAGGGACUGUGCGCUGGGGGAGGUUCCAGUUAGGCGAUGGGAUCCUGCAGUGGUCUGGUGGCAUUUCUUGGAACCAGAUUUACCUGAGGAGCUCUGUCCUGCUGCCUGUGGAGGGCUCCAGAUAGCUCAGAAAUGACCAGCCAAUGGCCUUUUGUUUGGAGGCCUGAGGUCAAGAGCUGAGAAUAUUCGCUCGACUGAGCGAAGAUGGGGGCAGGCAUGUGGGAGGUCCCUCACUCCACAGGACAAAGGCCCCUGGACAGCAGAGGAAACCUACAGCUCUGGGUGAGGGGACACUUGGCUUUGGUGUUUGCACUUUACAGAUCCUGCGGUCCACGAGGGGCCUCAGGAGAGGACGUGUCAGGACGUGGCUUCCCAGCCUUCUGCCUUGGGCAGUGGGGGUGCUCCUGUCUAUCCUUUUCCCCCACACCCUGGACUGUGUUUGGCUGUUGGUGCACAUGGCUGGCACACACGGUGGGCAGAGGGCAGAGAAUGCCACUGCUUGGAUAUUUUGGUCCCCUUUGACCAGGAAACCCAAGAGGAGACACCUCACUCGGCAGAAAGGCCGCCCGGCUCGCUGGCUCAUUCCAGGAGUGGGAGAGAUGGCAAGGUCUCCUCUUUGCCCUCCGCCAUCAGGAAGGGGACGGUGUCCUCUCCUCGCUGUGGUGGCUUUAGGCAAGGUUCUUACUGUCUGCUCUGCCUCGGUUUCCCCAUCUGGAAAAUGGGGGCAGGGGUACUGACCUACCUCAGGUGGAACAGUGAGCAGGGAACAUGUCGGAGCUCUUUAGAGAGUGUGAUGUGAGGUUGGAUCAACAGUGUGGGUUCCUGUCCUGCUUCCCCUUCCUCUUUGGGGCUGAGGACGGGCUUAAAGGCCAAAUGCUGUUUCCCAACACCCAAAAUCUGCACACAUCUCAUGAAUGCAUCACAUUUCUGUCAUAUGGAUAUUAGCCAUUCCGAAAUCUGUGUAAUCAACUUCACAUUAUUCAAGUUACAAAUCACUGUGUCCAUAGAAAAACUGUGCUGGUAUUUGCUGGACAAAGGGUUGGGCCCCUUUUAUUUUUACCUGCCACCCAGCAUCUCCCCCACCUGCCCCUUCUGGGUGACACAGUCUGUAAACAGAAUCACGUAUGGGUCUUUCUGUGGGUCCGUAGCACAGCAGGAAGAGCCCAGCGCUGCCAGCACCUCGUGGAAGACCACACAUGGGUGGUCCCACAGCAUGGGACCAAGCUGGCCUGAGGGAUGCCCAGUUGUAACAAUGCUGCUGUCACUGUCUCAUUAAAUAUAUGUCCUUUA
Pongo pygmaeus (Bornean orangutan) is the source of this 3737-nucleotide messenger RNA. RefSeq names its product differentially expressed in FDCP 8 homolog (gene DEF8). Lineage: Eukaryota; Metazoa; Chordata; Mammalia; Primates; Hominidae. The coding region runs from base 62 to 1648 and encodes 528 amino acids. The record is from RefSeq and is a predicted model, not a curated record. The transcript has 13 exons.